UCUACUUGUGGCAACCUCAGAUGGCACCAUUUUAUAUGUAUCCCAAAAUAUUCUACAAAAUUUAGGAUUCAACCAGGUUGAUCUGAUGCAUAGGUGUCUCUAUGGAAUUGUGCAUCCAGAUGAUCACCAUGAAGUCAAGAUGGUUCUCGAACAAACCAUAAUUGACCCGAGAUGCCAGCCACAAGAAAAGUCUAGCAACUACAUCCAGCAAAUGCAACAUGAAGGAAUAGAAAAUGUAAAUAGAGUGCAGUAUGACCAUGCCCCACAUAUAACACCCAAAGCAGUUUCUUUUUUAUGCAGAAUGAAAUGCUUUAAUGGAACUGCUACUGGAUAUUUGAAAAUGCACUGUAGCGGCCAUAUGCAUUCCUUGCCCAAUGCCCUGAAGUCUACUCGUACCUCUUGUCAAGUGGUAUUUGCAUACUGUCGUCCAUUUAUGUUGUCCAGCAAUGACCCAGAGAGUGAUCUCAAGCAGAAUGUGUUCUGGAGUAAACAUGAAAUGGAUCUCACUUUUAAACAGCUUGAUAAAAAAUCUGUGGAUGUGAUAGGUUUUAGCACAGAGGAGAUAGAUGGGAAGUCAUUUUACUCAUUUGUACAUCCAGAGGAUCUGGCCACUUGUAUUGCAUGCCACAAAGCAUUCACAGAGAGUCAAGAAAUCCAAACCAUGUAUUUUCGAUUCAUGUGCAAGAGUGGCAAUUGGAUCUGGCUUCAUACUAGAGGAAAGGUGGUCUUUAAAAAUGCAAAGAAGUAUUCUGUUGUUUUCUCACAUUGUCCUGUCAGAGAGGAGGACAGUACAUACAUUCAGCAAGAAGUGAUGUUGAGGACCAGAUAUGCCAUCCAGGACCUGAUGUACAGCACCAGUCUCCAGCAGUGGGGGGACAGGACUGAUGUCUACCAGGAGCUCAACCAGAGCCACAACACCAUUAGAGCAGUGACCAGGUAUCACCCAUAUGGAGGCUUGAGGGAGGAGGAUGCCAACAGUCUACACAGUCCACAUGGCACAUGUCCUUCCAGCUGGCACUCCAACUCUGAGCGCCAUUCUCCUGUGUUUCCAUCCACACACAUGCCACACAAGUACUUCCAGAGGGAAAGGCAGUACCAUAUGGAGGAGAUCAAAAGGAAAGCCACGGAAAAGGAGAUGCAAGGGAUGGUCAGUCAGUCCUCAGAUCAUCAAGGGAUGCUUCUACAUCAGCAGAAUGGCCCAGUGGGUCCAGUCUCAGGUCAGCUUCAAGGUCCAUUGAAUAACGGCAUGCACCUGUACCCUCCCCCUCCUCAAGGGAAUUUAGCAGAAUUCCAGGUAUUUGAAAACCAAGGGUACCAUGCCAGACAUUUUCAAGUUGCGCCACAUUUAAAUGGUUAUGCCGGAUCAGCAGCAGUUGGGUUUCCAGCCAUCUUUGGUGGGCACUCUCAUGAACCUCAUGAUGCCACCCCUCAGGUGGCCCAGGGGUAUCAUGCUUCUCCUCCUCAUCAACAUCAUCCACCUCAUCCUCAAUUUGGGGUCGAAUUUUGGCCCCAUCAUCCUCACACUCUUGCACAGAUGCCACCACAUUUGCCUCUUUCUCCACCACCAUCUCCCUCUCCACAUUACCACUGGAAAACCAUGGAGCCUUCUUCAGUGUCCUAUGUAACAGUUGGGGAGUAUAGGCAUUAUAACACUGAUCCCCAGCAAGAAGGAGGAGGAAGAGGAGGACAUGCAACAACUAACAGACAUUGGCCAGUAUACAAUUCUCAUUUCCUUCAUCAUAUGCCUACGUCAGAGGAGUCCCCCCAUCAGGUGAAUAUGUCAUCAAUGAGGCAUGAUCCCAGAUAUGUUCCUGAAGAAGAUGGUUACAAUCACCAGUAUCAAGUACCCUACAGACUAUCACACAAUCCCACCCAGCCACCAAUGUCACAUGCUGACCAACCAUCACUGCUAAAUCACAGACAUUCAAAUAAUGCUUUUCCAGACCAUGGCACCUUCUAUACGAACAAUUCUGCACAUCAAACACAGUCCACAGAGCCAUCCAGACUUGCUCCAAGUGAUAUAGACAUGUCAACCCACAUGAAGAUUGUAGAGGAAGGAUCUGGUAGCCAUGCCAGUGGCAGCGCAACUGGGCACCCUGUGAAUUCACUGCCAUCUGUUGGCAGUUUUCUGGAGUACUUGAAUGAUGUUUAA
This is a messenger RNA of Lingula anatina, 2152 nucleotides long. RefSeq lists its product as uncharacterized. Lineage: Eukaryota; Metazoa; Brachiopoda; Lingulata; Lingulida; Lingulidae. Gene Ontology annotation, biological process: regulation of transcription by RNA polymerase II; cellular response to hypoxia. The record is from RefSeq and is a predicted model, not a curated record. Gene Ontology annotation, molecular function: RNA polymerase II transcription regulatory region sequence-specific DNA binding; protein binding; DNA-binding transcription factor activity, RNA polymerase II-specific.